Daldinia loculata is the source of this 870-nucleotide messenger RNA. RefSeq lists its product as uncharacterized. Lineage: Eukaryota; Fungi; Ascomycota; Sordariomycetes; Xylariales; Hypoxylaceae. The record is from RefSeq and is a predicted model, not a curated record. The transcript has a single exon. Bases 1 to 870 code for a protein of 289 amino acids.
AUGACCUCUUUACAGCCCGAUACGGCCUCAAUAUGGGACAGAUAUAUCGACGAUGAUAUCUCAGGCAUCGACCUAACCAUCGACCUUGACGACUCCGAAUUAGACAAUGCAACGGCGGAUGAAAUCAAUACGUAUUGUGCGGAAAGCUUUGCGUACUAUUUCGAGUACCACGACGACAAAUGCGACGAGGAUAUAUGGGAUGAUUUUAAAGAUUUUUUUACGGGAUGGCAAGCAAGACACUUUCAAAAGGCACACCCCUCGCUCCAGAGACUAAUGAUAGACUAUCUCCUGUACCACGGAGUAUACUCUGAAAAGAAGACCACCUCUGAGAGACUAGAAACAAUCGCCAACGCUGAAAAAUUCACGAAAUUCCCAUCUGAUAAAAGCACAUCUCUAUCAGAACGUUACCCCGAUAGCUUCAUCUCAAUGACUAACCCGUAUUACGUCGACAAACUCAACAAAAUCACGGCCGAGAUAUUACAAAUACCCUGGAUCCCAGCAAGCCGAGUACCUGCCCGUCCAAAAACAACAUCCAGACCACCUUGGAUGCAAGCGAUACAGCCAGAUGAGAUAGAUGUGGAACAAUCAACAGUACCGGAGCCGAUUCUACAGGCACAGCCGAUCCCGCAAUCGACGAUGCCGGAGCCGAUUCUACACGUACAACCGAUCCCACAAGCAGUCCCGUCAAGGCCUGAUAAGCCUGUUACGUAUACCCGACCGAUGAGACCACGAGGCAUCACCAACCAUGUUAAGGUGUAUGAUGAUAACGAAUACAAGUACGAGGAUGAAAGGUAUGACCUGAGGGAUGGCAUACCGGAUAAAGAGAUUAAGAUCGUCAAGGAUCUUCAUUAUAAGACUGGAAUCGGUUGA